Messenger RNA from Haplochromis burtoni (Burton's mouthbrooder), 1488 nucleotides. Its product is annotated as transcription factor HES-5. Gene Ontology annotation, biological process: regulation of neurogenesis; regulation of transcription by RNA polymerase II; anterior/posterior pattern specification. Lineage: Eukaryota; Metazoa; Chordata; Actinopteri; Cichliformes; Cichlidae. Bases 54 to 536 code for a protein of 160 amino acids. The record is from RefSeq and is a predicted model, not a curated record. Gene Ontology annotation, molecular function: DNA-binding transcription factor activity, RNA polymerase II-specific; RNA polymerase II cis-regulatory region sequence-specific DNA binding; protein dimerization activity. The transcript is spliced from 3 exons. Gene Ontology annotation, cellular component: nucleus.
CAGCAGUGAUCAGAGUCUCUCUACGGAGACCUCCACAGCACAGAGAUCCAGCCAUGGCAGCUACAGUCUCUCCAGUAAUGACUAAUUCUCAGGAUCAUGUGACUCUGAAUCAUAAGCUCAGGAAGCCUCUGGUGGAGAAGAUCCGCAAAGAGAGAAUCAACAGCAGUAUUGAACAGCUCAAGUCUCUUCUAGGUUCUGAGCCACUCAAACAGCAGCCAGACUCCAAACUGGAGAAGCCAGACGUCCUGGAGAUGACUGUUUGCUUCUUGAGAAGACUGCAGCAGCAGCGUCAAACCGCAGAAUCAGGAGUUCUUGAACAGGGCUAUUGCAGUUGUGCCCAAGAGAUGGUCAACUUCCUGUCAAAGGUGGAGGUGAAGACUCAGUCCCAGAGAAACCUGCUGAACCACAUCAACCAGCUGCACACUUCCUCUGAUAAAACCCUGAGUGAGGCUGACUUCUCUCCUCUGAGCUACACAGUCCAGACCAGCAUCACCAAAGACAACACACUCACCAGCUCCCUCUGGAGGCUGUGGUAGAAACCUACAGACUGGAAUCAAUACUAAAUCAUCUACACUGAUCAUAUUGGUCAACGAUUGCAGGGAAAGAAAAUUCAAAGACUUGUUCUUCUGUAUGUACAGAAGGUUUUUCUUUGUUUUGUUCUUCAUGGAAGAUGAUAUUUCCUGAGGAAAUGACACCAACAACAUCUUUCAAGUCAAGAGAGAAAGCCUCUUGUCAUACCACAGAGAUGUUUGGAGACCACGUUGGUCAAAGAUUUAAGGAACUUUUUCUUCUGUAUGUACAGAAGGUGUUUGUAAAACCAGGCAUAAUUCACAUGUUCAUGUAACAAAUAUUUCCUAUGGAAAGAAUGAAACAAGCUCCUCUUUCAUGUUAAGAAAGAACAUUUGACAUUCUUGUUCCAAUUUGCUUUUACUGCUGAUAUUUAGUAGCAGUGUAUGUAAAAAUGUGCAUCACAUUGUGGUGACUUGUGCUGAAAUGAAGUUUAUUACUUCUUGAAUUUUAUCAUGUUGAUAACACACGAUUGCUCAAAUGUUACUGAGAUGUUUCUUCUAAACUAAUUUUAAUCUUUGUGAUUAUUCUGCAUUGUUCUGUUAUCAGAGCCAGAUUUAUUUUUGUCCUUUGUUUAAGAGGAUUAUAUACCUGACACUGUAAAGUCAGUGGAUUUGGUUCAUCUACUCAUAUCACUUUGUGAUUGUUUUAAUGUGAUUCGUUGUAGAAUCCCUUUGUUCUUUGCCUUUGUUAUAAAGUGCAGUUUGUGCUUAUUCCAAAGUGUAUUUUAUGAAAAUGUGACAUCAAGAUUCAUGUCAUAAUGUUUGUGUCUUUUGUAAAGAUGAUUGGUCCCCCACUCAUUUUGAGUGCAGUGUCUUGGUGAUGUUACCAAGUUAUUGUUGUGAUGCAUCAUCAUUUAUCUCACUCUCAUAUAUAAACUUGACGCUCUGUUUAUCUUAAUAAACAACCACUGAAAGGACA